CUGAGAUGCUCCCACCGUUGCUGUCGCCCGGGCGCAGCUCCCCUUGCAGCUCACGAGCUGCUCAGCUGCGUCUUUAUAAAGCGGAGCAGCGAUCACAUGACCAGUCAUUCGUAUAGACAAGAGCCACACUUCUCUCCCUCCGACACAGCUCGCGAUAGAAGCAAGUCAAAAUUUAGCCGAUUCCGGACCAGCGCUUAGAAAUCCAUCGCUUGUAAGGAAUCUAUCAAGCCAGCAUGAAGCUGCCAACUUUUUUCGGCAAGAAAGUGAAGGCCCCAGCUGCUACGAGGGACCUGAACCCCUAUGCUGGGUUUUUGACAUCCGAUCCACGGUCCGGCACUCCGAGUGCAAAUAAGUCUCUUCAUGCUGCUGCAAUUCAAGCGAGAAAGACCCCUGCUCAAUUCAUCGAGCGGGAUUUCCCUGUCGUGGAUAGAUGCUCCGACGCGGAGCAUCAACAGUUGAUCGAGGCCUUCAAUAUCAUCGACAAGAACGGGGAUGGGAAGAUUUCGCACCAGGAGUUACGAGCCAUGUGGGCGACCCUCGGGGAGAAAGUUACUAACGAGGAGCUUCGUCUUAUGGUUCAGGAGGUCGAUGUGAACGGGGACGGAGAGAUAGAUUUGGGCGAGUUCAUAAUUCUGAAAAGCAAAUUCGGUCUGGGAUCCGAUGAUGUCGAACAACGAUCUGCAGAGCUAAGAAUAGCAUUCAGCAUAGCGGAUGCAGACCGGGACGGCCAUAUUUCAGCUCCUGAUCUGCAGAAGUUGAUGAAACGGCUGGGAAAGAAGAAGGUCACCAUCGCCGAGUGUUCUGUGAUGCUCCAAUGCGUGGAUUCCGACGGUGACAACUUGAUCGACUUUCGGGAAUUUGAGAUCUUGAUGACCUCCGCCAUCUUUUCAAAAAAAUUCUGAGUACAACACACGUGAAGAACAUGCGUCCUCGCACCUUCAAAAUCACAAGCAAGCUACUCCAUUUGCUGGAUGCAGCGUGUCCGGCCGUAUGGCAGGCCUGAAAUUAGUGUAUUUCAGGCUGCCUAACCUCAACGUCAGUGGACCUGUCUAAGACCAGCAAGACCCGAGGAAGCGAGCAGGCUCAGAGUUCCUGUCACAGACGUAGCCGCGCCGCGCGUAGUCCACUUGGAGCUCAACAACUUGGGAUGAACCCGCCGACAUUGUAACAGACUCCAACAUCGAGAAAAUAUGUAUCUCAUGGAGCCUGAAAGUUUUAAGACCUGUCUACAGGAAUCAGCCAUUUAAAGGGGCACAGAUGAAAGAGUGGAUGAUAUUGACAGGCGUUGAAGAUCACUCCGAGAGAUGGAGUCUGGAAGAAUUUAAAUGAUCUGCUGAGGUCUAUCUGUCAAGUAGACAAGAUCCAUGGCGCAGAAUACACACCAGUCUUCCGUGGAUUAUUGAGCUAUCGUUGACAUCUGCUGCACACCGAGUCCCAUCCUCUGGAUCACAUAGGUAGCAAAUACGGGUUUCCAACAGCGGUUGGUUAUACCUCGAGCAGAUAAUUCAUUUGCAGCGCAUUCGGUCCGAGAAAUCCAGACCACAGAUUUAGCUACUUCCUACUAGAUGAGGCCGCUUGAAUUUCAAUCAAGCGAGCGUUUCGAACAAUUGAUUUCUAAUAGUUUCAACUUGUCAGCAUAUACACUGCUGAAACCAGCAGACUGAGAGUCUGCAGAAGAUGUUCUUACAAAUAUGAUGUAAAGAUAGAUUUCCUAUUC
Marchantia polymorpha subsp. ruderalis is the source of this 1717-nucleotide messenger RNA. The record is from the annotation of a GenBank genome assembly. NCBI's taxonomy places the organism in Eukaryota, Viridiplantae, Streptophyta, Marchantiopsida, Marchantiales, Marchantiaceae.